GCGUGCGACACCGAGCGUGAGAGCGCAGGCGCACCAAGAUGGCGGCGGUGCGGUGCCUAACGCGUUUGGCGUCUGUGUCCUCGGGCCCGGCGGCCGCUGCCCCGUUACUCGAUGUCGGGGCUUUGCCAGUCUAUGCUUCCCGCCGACUCAGCACCACCUUCGUGAAGGGUCGCGGGCUUCUGUCGGCUGGAGGGGUGGGCCUGAGACUCGGGCUGGAGCUGUGGCUCAAGCGGCCCGGCUCUGCACAUUCCAUAGGUGUGGCUGGAUUUCACACAACCUCAGGUUUAGCCAAGACUGACUAUUAUGAGGUGUUGGGGAUCCCACGAAACUCCUCGCAGAGGGACAUUAAAAAGGCCUAUUACCAGCUUGCGAAGAAGUACCACCCAGACACAAACAAAGACGACCCGAAGGCAAAGGAGAAGUUUUCCCAGGUGGCAGAAGCUUAUGAGGUACUGAGUGACGAGGUGAAGAGGAAGCAGUAUGACACGUACGGGACGGCAGGGUUUGAUGCAGGCGCAGGCAGGGGCCAGCAGUACUGGCAGUCGGGCCCUUCACUGGACCCAGAGGAACUCUUCAAGCGCAUCUUUGGUGAAUUUUCUGGAUCUCGAUUUACAGAUUUCAACAGCGUGUUUGACCAGCCACAGGAGUACAUCAUGGAGCUGACGUUCACGCAGGCCGCCAAGGGAGUGAACAAGCAGAUUACCGUGAAUCUGGAGGACACGUGCCAGCGGUGCGAUGGCAAAGGGAAUGAGCCAGGAACCAAAGUUCAGCACUGUCAUUACUGCAACGGAACAGGCAUGGAAACCCUGAACACCGGUCCGUUUGUGAUGCGUUCCACGUGCCGCCGGUGUGGUGGGCGGGGAUCCGUGAUGACUACGCCCUGCAUUGUGUGCCGAGGGAGUGGACAGAGCAAGCAGAAGAAGACGGUUGUGGUGCCGGUUCCAGCUGGUGUGGAGGACGGACAGACUGUGCGGAUGCCCGUGGGACGCAAAGAGAUCUUCAUCACCUUUAGGGUUCAGAGGAGCUCGACAUUUCGACGGGAUGGAGCAGACAUUCAUUCUGACCUGUAUAUAUCCAUAGCCCAGGCCAUACUCGGGGGCACCGCUCGAGCUCAGGGACUACAUGAAAUGAUCAACAUCACGAUCCCAGCUGGAAUUCAGGUUGAUCAGAGGAUUCGACUAGCUGGCAAAGGUAUCCCAAAAGUCAAUAGCCAUGGAUAUGGAGAUCACUAUAUUCACAUCAAGGUGAAAAUCCCAAAGAGACUGUCCCCCAGGCAGGCUUCCCUGAUGGCAGCAUAUGCCGAGGAGGAGGUCGAUGUGGAGGGCACAGUUAAUGGAAUAGUUAACACGGCUGCAGGCACUGAAGCCCGGGCAAGGACAGAGACUGUGCAGAGAGAGUCAGAGAAACCACAGGCAGAGCCAGGGGAAAACAAGGAAGGAUUCCUAACUAAAUUAAAGCGAAUGUUUAGUUGAUGUUUCUGAGGAAAACGCUCGAGUGGGAACUGAGCCCAGACUCCUGUACUCUGCAGCAUGUAUAAUGACUCACCGUUAUCAAAAGGGGCAGAGGGCUGCUGGAGGAAUUCCUUUCCCAUGGAACUGGAUGAGCAACACAAGCCGGACUCAUUUUCCAAGAAUGUCGUUACAUUUAAUUUUAGUUUUGAUUACUCUGUACAGUGAUGUCAAUAGCUCUGUAAAUAUAGUGAUAGAUCCAGUAUUGCACUAUGUGAUUGAUGUUUUGGAUGAGAUAAAAUUGUGCUGCUA
This is a messenger RNA of Hypanus sabinus (Atlantic stingray), 1760 nucleotides long. RefSeq names its product DnaJ heat shock protein family (Hsp40) member A3a (gene dnaja3a). The record is from RefSeq and is a predicted model, not a curated record. The transcript has 12 exons. Gene Ontology annotation, biological process: response to heat; mitochondrion organization; negative regulation of apoptotic process. The coding region runs from base 39 to 1472 and encodes 477 amino acids. Gene Ontology annotation, cellular component: mitochondrion. Gene Ontology annotation, molecular function: heat shock protein binding; protein kinase binding; ATP binding. Lineage: Eukaryota; Metazoa; Chordata; Chondrichthyes; Myliobatiformes; Dasyatidae.